Colletotrichum godetiae is the source of this 800-nucleotide messenger RNA. RefSeq lists its product as uncharacterized. Lineage: Eukaryota; Fungi; Ascomycota; Sordariomycetes; Glomerellales; Glomerellaceae. The record is from RefSeq and is a predicted model, not a curated record. Bases 88 to 627 code for a protein of 179 amino acids. The transcript has a single exon.
UUUAGUUCGAGGAUUAAAAAGAGGGACAAAAGUCAUAUGCAACCAAUGUAUUCGUAAAGUGGCAAUGGCUGGGCUGAAUGUGAUGGAAUGACGAAUGGGGGAACUCUCAGAGACCAAGCAGGCUUCUUGGUGAAGAGACCAGACACGAGACGGGGCACGCCCGAGCAAAAGACUGGGCUUGGACGGACAGAAGAGGGCAGCUGGGCAGCAGACCUUUCCUUUCCUCUCCUCUCCUCUCCUCUCUUCCUUGGACUUUGCCCGAACUGGUGCUUGCUGUUGCAACUGCUCCUGCUGUUGCUGCUGCUCUUGCUGAUGGGGCCGCUGGUAAGGACUGGGGAGAGCUUGUUACUUGGCUGGGCUGGCUGGCUGACGCCGGUGCUGGUAGCUUUUUGCCGGCGCCGUUGCUGGAGCGGUACCUUGCGGUACCUAUCCGAACUGGGCCAUCGAGUGGCAGGGCAAGGGAGCAUGAGCCGGGACCUUUGGGACCACCAGAUCAGACCAGGAGGGAUGGGACGGCCAGGGCUGGUUGGUUUGGGCUGGAGGAAAAAGUCAAGGGUCGGUCAAGGACUCAAGGGUGAAGGGGUAGGCAGAGGGAGGGGUGCCAGGGUGGAAGGGGGUGUGAAUUGACCAGACAUGGACAAAGUGUGGUGUGUGCCCGGGUUAGAGGGUGCGUUGCGUUCUGGGUUUCUUCCUGCUUCCCCUAGCUUUUUGAUGGUCAAUUGGUUAAGGUAUAUCCUUAUGGGACCCCGGGGACAGCGUGCCGUGCGUCUCUUCCGUUCUUGAGGGUUGAGUUGAGUUGA